AUGAAACCGGACGAGAGCUGGCGAAAGGAAAAUUCAGAGGAGUAUUCGACAGCAGAGGAACUACGGGCAGUCUUUCUACAUCAUCGAGUCAUAUCGCCACUGAUCAUAGAUGUUCAGCGAUUCUCAAAGUGGUCGAGGCUUCAGCGGACGACCGGAUACGUUGUUAGAGCGACGAAGGUGUUCCUAGGCCUGAACGCUGAGGGCCCACUUACGCAAGAAGAGCUGCUGAAGGCCGAAGCCAUGAUCUUUCAACAGGUGCAAAAACAUGCAUAUGCGGAUGAAUACGUCACGCUUAGCUACAACAAUGAGCACCCAGACGCGGAACCGAAGCAGAUCGCAAGAUCGAGUGCAUUGUACAAGUUGAGUCCAAUGCUGGACGACGAUGGAGUUCUUCGGAUGAAUAGCCGUAUCGCAGCAGCACCGAUGGUAACCAAGGAUGCGAGAUUUCCGAUCUUCCUCCCCAAGGGUCAUCGGGUGACGGAAUUGCUCGUAGAAUGUUAUCAUGUUCGUUUUCUACAUGGAAACCACGAAACGGUAGUCAACGAGAUAAGACAGCGGUUUCGGAUUCCCCAACUUCGCUCGGUGGUUGCGAAGGUAGUUAAGCAGUGUCAGCAUUGUCGUGUUCAGAAGGCAGCCCCAAGGGCACCGAUCAUGGCACCUCUUCCUGAGAUCCGGCUGACUGCCUUUAUACGACCAUUCACACACACUGGGGUGGACUACUUCGGUCCCGUCUUCGUAAAACAAGGACGAAGCACGGUCAAGCGUUGGGUAGCGCUCUUCACGUGCCUGUCAAUCAGAGCAGUGCAUCUCGAGAUCGUCCACAGCCUGUCCACCCAGUCGUGCGUGAUGGCCAUUAGAAGGUUCGUGGCACGCAGGGGUUCACCAGCAACGUUCUAUUCAGACAAUGGAACCAACUUCGUAGGGGCGAGCAACUUGCUUAAGGAGCAGCUCAAGGCAAUCACGGAGCAUUGCGCUGUAACCUUUACGAACGUGAGCACGAGAUGGCUAUUCAAUCCACCCCUAGCGCCACACAUGGGAGGACCGUGGGAGCGCAUGGUCAGGUCGGUUAAGGUGGCAAUGGCGGCGAUCGCAGAUCAUCCACACCACCCCAGUGAUGAGGUUCUGGAGACUGUUGCGCUCGAAGGCGAGUCGAUAGUCAACUCAAGACCGCUAACGUACAUCCCUUUGGAUCAUGCGGAUCAAGAGGCCCUCACACCGAACCAUUUCCUGCUCUACGGGACACAAGGCAUCAACCAACCUAGUCGGGACCUACAGCACGAGUAUGCAACUCUGAGGGACAGCUGGAAGCUUUCGCAGUACCUGGUUGAUAUGUUCUGGAGCCGCUGGUUACACGAAUACCUACCUACGCUAACACGCCGCACCAAAUGGUUCCAGCCAGUAAAACCGUUGACGCCCGGUGACUUAGUGGUUGUGGUCGAUGAAGGCAAGCGAAACGGAUGGCUGCGAGGGCGAAUUCUGGAUGUCGUGACGGGAAAGGAUGGGCAAGUUCGCAGAGCAGUAGUGCACACUUCCCGGGGAAUGGUUAGUCGACCAGCAACCAAGUUGGCGUUGCUGGAAGUUCGUGAAAUGCCUGAAAAAUCGGAAGAAAAGUGUUCGAGUGAACCGGAACUACACGGGCGUGGGAAUGUUGGCGAACCCACUGGGCAGACUCCGCCGGCUGUCAAGUGA
Molecule: messenger RNA, 1689 nt
Organism: Ochlerotatus camptorhynchus
Lineage: Eukaryota; Metazoa; Arthropoda; Insecta; Diptera; Culicidae
Exons: 1
Coding region: 1-1689 (562 amino acids)
Biological process (GO): DNA integration
Molecular function (GO): nucleic acid binding
Source: RefSeq, a predicted model, not a curated record